CAUUCAACCCCCAGAGAAGAGCGAACGCCACCUUCACAGGCGAACCCAUCAUCCCUUCCCACUCUUCGGUGAGGCUGAGCGACCCCCUUCCGAAGAAAGCGCAGGUUUGUCUUCUGACCUCUUCCUCCUCGUCUGGAUCAUCCUCUGUCGUCUUCUGUCUCGUUUAGAAGAAGAGAGAAGGAAGAAAGAUCUCAUCUUGAGGCUCCUUUUGGGUUGUUUCAGCAAAAAAGGAAGCCUUGGAAGCAAUUUUUUUCUUCCUUUUUGUCUUAGGAAGACGGAGAUUUCAGAACAGAGAUCCAGAUCUAUUUUUCUGGAUUUUUUUCGUCAUUUUUGUUGGAUUUUAAUCAACCAAGAGGGCUGUUUUUCUGUACCCUGUGGUUGUUUUUUCUUCAGAUUUCUACUUCUUCUCUUUAGAACUAAAAGAGGUCACCUUUUUGAACUAAACCUCUCUGGAAACCCAAUUGCCUGUUCUUUGAUUUUGUUUUAGAGCCAGCUUGGGUUGUAUCUCGCCUUCUCUUCUCUCGUUCUGUCUCGUCUUUCCUUGUUACCAGGUCGUCUCUUUCUUGUUGUUCUUGUCAAGAUCUUCUUCUUCCUUUUGAGUUCCCUUUUUUUUUCGAGUUUCUCUUAGAUUUCCAUGGCUACGGCUAUAGAUAUGUACCGUAGUUGUCCAUCUACCUCUGCAGACUCCGUCGAUGAGGAGCUCAUGAGAGCACUUGAGCCUUUUAUGACAAGUGAUUCCGCCUCCUCCCUCCCACACUCUCCUCCACCGUCGUCCACGUCCACCCUCACCUACCCCUCUCCCUCUUCUCUCACUUCCUUUCUUUCCCCUUCUCCUGUAUCCUCCCCCUCCCUCUUCUUCCCCUCCUCUAUUCAAAAUCCAAACUUGGAUUGCUACUCCCUUCAAAAUUCCACCUUCGGGAGUUAUCCCUAUCAAGAUCCCACCUUGGAUAUCAUGUGCCGUAUCGGUUCGGUUGGACUUACCCACCUCAGUCCUGCCCAGAUCCAGCAGAUCCAAGCUCAAUUCCUCUUCCAACAGCAGCAACAGCAGAGCCUCCUUGUCGCCAGGCAGUUGCCGCCGAAUCAUCACCGUCACCACCACCAAUCUACGGGCUUUCUGGGCCCGCGGCCUCAGCCGAUGAAGCACACUGUUUCCCCCGCCGUGUCGAAGCCCACGAAACUAUACCGCGGGGUGCGGCAGCGCCACUGGGGUAAGUGGGUGGCGGAGAUCCGUCUCCCAAAGAACCGAACCCGCCUCUGGCUCGGGACCUUCGACACCGCCGAGGAGGCCGCGCUAGCCUACGACAAGGCCGCCUACAAGCUCCGCGGUGACUUAGCGAGGCUCAACUUCCCGAACUACCGGCACGCCGCCGCCGCCGCCCCCGGUCCCCUUCACUCCACCGUCGACGCUAAGCUCCAGGCCCUCUGCCAGAACUUGGCCAAUUCCUCAAAAAGGGGGGGCGGCCCGCCGCGCAGCUCCACCCUCCAGUCCAACCCAGAGCCCGCGACAAUCGGCAGCGGCGAUCCGGCGCCGACGAUCGUGGAGGAGGCUGCGGCUAGGGGUGACUUGGUUUGCCAGGGCUCGGAGGAUAACAAGUCAGAGAGCUCGUCGGAGGGCGAGGACUCCUCGUCGGGGUCGUCGUCGGCAUCGGCGUUCGAGAUGCAGCAUUUGGAUUUCACCGAGAUGCCGUGGGACGAAACGGAUAACUUAAUGUUGCGGAAAUAUCCAUCAUGGGAGAUUGACUGGGACUCCAUCCUCUCCCCCAGUAAUUAGUUCUCGAUGUUGCAUUGCCUUCUGUAGGGUGUCGUCGUCUCUACCGGCUGCUGCAAAUGGGGUUUUAGACAUUUGCCGAGCUGCUAUGGAGACUCUUUGGUCUUCAGUACUGUUAGUGUCCAUUUGAGGUCAUGGGGUGUAGCUCUCUAGUGUAUCUUGUAGUUGUGUCCUUCCUGCUGGUUAUUUUUGCCUCAGCAGAGCUAGUGAGGAACAAUGUUGUAUUAUUGAUACCUCCGUUUAGUGUGAAGUAUGGUUUCUGGUGUGAUA
Messenger RNA from Musa acuminata AAA Group (dessert banana), 2038 nucleotides. RefSeq names its product ethylene-responsive transcription factor RAP2-13-like. Lineage: Eukaryota; Viridiplantae; Streptophyta; Magnoliopsida; Zingiberales; Musaceae. Gene Ontology annotation, cellular component: nucleus. The coding region runs from base 635 to 1771 and encodes 378 amino acids. Gene Ontology annotation, biological process: regulation of DNA-templated transcription. The transcript has a single exon. Gene Ontology annotation, molecular function: DNA-binding transcription factor activity; sequence-specific DNA binding. The record is from RefSeq and is a predicted model, not a curated record.